CAAGUAUUCUGCGAGCACGAUCGACCUUGAUCAUUUGGAUAUUUAAAGGAGCCAUUGAUAAGGGGAAGACGACGAGUUGUGAACCUGUGUGGCAAUUUUGCCAAUUUUGCAGACAAGCAAAAACUCUGGCACAAUGAUCAAACAGGCUUUCAUGUUGCGUAUUUUGAUUAAUAGCUGUGAAAUCCACUGUGUGUCACACCACAAACGGUCUCGCCUCCGUCCUAUCCUCCUCUUGCCGCCGUCUCCCUUCUCUCGCCUUCGUCGUCUUACUCCUCCUUUCUCUGUCUCAGGAAUCCUAUCGUCAUCUUCCUCGCAUGCAAGGCUCUGGCCCUCUCAAUUGAAACCAAAACAUGUUUCAGUUCUGGGGAAGAGCAAGAAAAAGGAAGAACCAGUAUUAGAAGAUCUUCCCAAAGAGUACUGUGAUGAUUCUAAGCCAUGAAGGAUUUGAUAAACCCACA
Molecule: messenger RNA, 458 nt
Organism: Pyrus x bretschneideri (Chinese white pear)
Lineage: Eukaryota; Viridiplantae; Streptophyta; Magnoliopsida; Rosales; Rosaceae
Exons: 3
Coding region: 134-439 (101 amino acids)
Source: RefSeq, a predicted model, not a curated record